Molecule: messenger RNA, 1463 nt
Organism: Lotus japonicus
Lineage: Eukaryota; Viridiplantae; Streptophyta; Magnoliopsida; Fabales; Fabaceae
Product: heavy metal-associated isoprenylated plant protein 35-like
Exons: 3
Coding region: 536-1411 (291 amino acids)
Molecular function (GO): metal ion binding
Source: RefSeq, a predicted model, not a curated record
UAAUGUAAGUUUUUUCUGCUUCACAGCUGGAUUGUGGGGUUUAUCAUUUAUGCGACCAGAAUAUUAAUUUCAGGAUUUGGACUUUCUUCACAUUUUUGUCAUUUUGGUGUUUUUUUUAUACCUUUUAACCAUAAUCAGACAAAAGUAUGACAACUCAAGAUGUGCAUGGCCAGCUUGUGUAGUUUUCAUGACGAAGUUCAGACUUCAGACAUUUCACUUCUCUCUCUAAACAGGUUUGACAUUUUCCGCCAAAAAAGUGGUUAAGGUCACUUGACUCACCCUCUUAACUUUGUUUUAAUAGAAUUCUUCAAUGCCUAUCUUUAAGGUAAAUUAAUUAGAAAAGAUGAGGGUUCCAUGCGGACUUACUGUUACUUAGUAAAUAAAAAGAUUCCUUGCAUUUCCCACAUAUCUUGCCUUCUCCAUAUUCCUUGCUUUUGUAAGGCACCAAUAUAUAGAUUCCAUUUACAUAUUCUUCAUCCACAAUCCACUUCCUUAAAACUAAACCAUAUCUCAGUUGCUCCAAUUUUACAGCUCCAUGGUUCGGGAGUCACAGACACAGAUACAGGUCCGAGUGGACUGUAAUGGGUGCGUGCAGAAGAUCAAGAAAGCGCUCAAAGGCAUCAAUGGUAUACAUGAUUUUCAUGUCGACUUCCAUCGCCAAAAGCUAACUAUUAUUGGGUGGGCAGAUCCAGAAAAAGUUGUCAGAGCAAUUAAGAAGACUAAGAAGAAUGCCAUCAUAUGCUCUAACAUUGAACUAGCAUCUCCAUCUAAGCCAACAGAACCAGAACCAAGAGAGCAUGCUCCAGGCCCUGAUGAAGGACAACCACAGCCAGCAGAAACUCCACCAGCCCAAGCAAGCCGCUCAUCAGAACCACCACCUGAGGCAGCACCAUCAACCGCACCUACACGGCACUAUGCCGCCACCCAGCAGUGGCAGAACCCAGGAACAAAAGACAUAGGACAGGUUCAUAUGAUACACCAUCAUCAGCCUAACUACGUUAACAGAUUCAGCUCUGAGGCAGCAUCAUCGACCGCAUCUACAUGGCACAGCGCCACCCAGCAGUGGCAGAACAACCCAGGAACAGAAGAUAUAAGACAGGCUCAUAUGAUGCUCCAUCAUCACCACCCUAACUACAUUAACAGUUCUGGCCACAACUAUGUUGACCUCAGGGACAGAUACCAUAAUAGCCAGGUGUUUCUACAUGAGCAAUCCCAAUCAAUGCAUGUCACACACAGCUAUAAUACACAUAUGCCAUCAUCUUAUGUCACUGAAUAUGAAUAUGUCAGCUCACCAUCAUGGCACGCACAUUACAAUCAUAUGGAACACUACAAUGGAGACUACCAAAAUGGCAAUGUAAACAUCACAUCCAUGUUCAGCGAUGACAAUCCGAAUGCAUGUAGCAUAGUAUAGUAAGGUCUCAAGAGAUAUUAUGAAAUGUAAAGAAGUCUCUUGUUCUUUCUAA